AUGUUACGUUCGGCGUUCGAAAUGCAUUUACAGCUGAAGAGGUGUGCCCUUCCCGUGGUCAUGACUCUGCUCCCCAGUGUCGGCGGGUGCGUCGGAGCCGUCUAUCUACGCAGGGAAUACCGCUUCUGGUACCAGAACCUGAGGAAGCCCAGCUGGUGUGCCAAGCACUGGCACUUCUUCCCGACGUACAACGUGCUGUACCCGGCAAUGGGCUUGGGCUCCUACCUCGUCGUCAAGGAGCACGGCUUCGAGGGCCCAGCCAGGACUGCGCUCGUUCUUUACGCGGCACAAUUGGGACUCACCUGGCUCUGGGUACCCAUUAUGUUCAAGCGACGAUGCUUCGGACUGGUAAUAAGAGACUACGCGGGCAGAAACUAG
Ixodes scapularis (black-legged tick) is the source of this 378-nucleotide messenger RNA. RefSeq names its product translocator protein-like. NCBI's taxonomy places the organism in Eukaryota, Metazoa, Arthropoda, Arachnida, Ixodida, Ixodidae. Gene Ontology annotation, cellular component: mitochondrial outer membrane. The record is from RefSeq and is a predicted model, not a curated record. The coding region runs from base 1 to 378 and encodes 125 amino acids. The transcript is spliced from 2 exons.